Molecule: messenger RNA, 1025 nt
Organism: Ectocarpus sp. CCAP 1310/34
Lineage: Eukaryota; Phaeophyceae; Ectocarpales; Ectocarpaceae
Source: the annotation of a GenBank genome assembly
GUCGAAGGAGCGGACCCUCCAUUGCCCGUUUUUGAAGCUGCCGCCGCUUCUAUCUUUGCCGAAUUGUCUUGUUGGUCCAUCGCACGGGGUCUCAACUUGCGAUGUUGAUUCGGAGGUGGCUCAGAGACGGAGGCUUUUUCUCGUGGCCUGGUGGUUUUCGAACCGUUGGUAGCGACCUCGUCCAAAUGUUCUGUUGCUGUCGAUUCGACCCUGGAUCGUCCUUCCGAUUGGUCUUGUCCACCGCUAGAACCAUCGCUGUGACGUCUUCGGCGACGAAGCGAGCUACCACGCCUUCUAGCCUUACCCUUUCCACUCGAACUGGACUUCUGAAUCGCUGGUUUUGUGACCAUCCCUGUUGCCGAGCCGACUCUUGAAUCUCGUUCCGCCAACUCGUGCUUCUCAUCCUCGAAAGUUAAGCUACUCCCUCGACGCUCUCGUGCGAAGCAGUCUUCGACGUCCUGCGCCCCUCCCUCUUGUGGCUGAUGGCAUUCAACCCCUCCGGUCCUGCCAUCUGCACGCAGCCCUACCGCCCCUUCAUUCAUCGGGGUGGCGGAUUCUCCAAGAACCCUGGUUUUGUUCGAGGCUGGAGCAAACCAAAGAAUCUUUCGCAGCAAACUCAGGAGGAGGAGGAGGAGGAGGAGGAGGAGGACGAGGAAGAGGAGGAGGAGGAGGAGGACGAGGAAGAGGAGGAGGAGGAGGAGGACGAGGAAGAGGAGGAGGAGGAGGAGGACGAGGAAGAGGAGGAGGAGGAGGAGGACGAGGAAGAGGAGGAGGAGGAGGAGGACGAGGAAGAGGAGGAGGAGGAGGAGGACGAGGAAGAGGAGGAGGAGGAGGAGGAGGAAGAGGAGGAGGAGGAGGAGGAGGAAGAGGAGGCGACAAACGCUUACAACUGUGGCGGAACGCACGGAUGUCUCAUACAUGUCUACGGGCCACAAGAGAUUCAUUCACUCCGGUGCUUGGAAGGAGGGGAAAUAUAUUUCGUGCGUGAUUGGGAAGGUGCGGAGACAUGCAAGUUCUUACGAUAA